UUCUCUCUAACAAAAAUAUCACGGUAUUACCAAGAGCUCCUUCCACUCCUCCAGUUGUUUUUCAGUUCUCAUUCCUCCCAUCAAAAUUCUAGGGUUUCCGAAAAUUUCCCAAUUAAUCAAUCGAAUUUCUCAUCUCAAUUUAACUUUCAAAUUCCUUUCGAAUUCCUCCCGAAUCUAAAAUUGAAUUAACAGAAGUAAACAAUGUCUCGGGGUGAAUCGAGGGCAGUGUUAGAAGGAGACUUACAGAUAGUUGCCGUGAACAACAAACCAUUAACGUCGGCUUCUUUGCCGCCGAAACCACCAAGAACAGAUAUUGUGUCAUCUUCCAACAAUGCAUUGGUGGAGUAUUCUCGCCCACUUAUCGAGGAAGAAGAAGAAGAUUUGGAGAUUAAACUACGUCGUAUUAUCGACAAUGUUCCUGUUCGUGUUAGUAACACUUCUGGAAGUUCUGCUGGUUCUGGCUCUGGUGACUUUCAUCAGUAUCGACAAAUGCGACGGAAAGAGCAGGAUAGGCUUGCCAGAAUUGAGGUUGACUAUCAAAGAAGGAAAGAAGUUGCAGAAUUCAAUAUGAGAAGAGAACAAAGACUGAAAGCUGUCGAAGAACAAACAGCCAAAAAGCGUGCAAAACGUCAAAAGAAGAAGCAGAGAAAGAAGGAGAAGAGAAGUAAACUAACUGCUGCUGGGGAAGAGCCUCAAAAACAAGAUUCAUCUGAUGAUAGUGGAGAUUCUGAUAAUGGUGAACAGGCAGGGGAUAAUUGAGCGAUUUUGCAAACUUUCUUUAGCAAGGAUAUUCCUGCAAACUGUCUGCAAGAUUCAACAAAUUGAUCAAUUUGUGAUUGGCUUCAACAAUGUAGAGAUUUUCAUUUUGUCUGGAAAUCGAGGCAUGGAUACCCUUGGACUCACCAACUCCGACUCUCCGAGGUUGUUCGACUGGAAACUUUAACAGUAUCAUGGCUGGCAUUGAUGUUUGGUUUAUAGAUUCCCAAGUUGUAUGCUUCGUUGAGUUGCUAAUUGCCCUGUAAUAGUCACGUGCUUUCUCAAUUCAAAUGUUCAUCAAAACGUAUACCUUAUCAAGCGUGUAACAUGCAUUGGAGGCUAUUUUUUUGCUUACAAAUGAGCAAUGAGCAAAGAAAUUGCCUUUAGGCGUACAGUUUACCCGGGGUAUACUAAGAUUGAUGGCCUUGCUAUUCGGCCCCGAGUCACUCAAAUUAUGUAUCAUUUAGUGUUAGUACAUGUUCCUUUUUCCUAUUUCUACCUUAUUUUCAUAAAAUAUGAUUUGAAUUGUCA
Molecule: messenger RNA, 1287 nt
Organism: Beta vulgaris subsp. vulgaris (sugar beet)
Lineage: Eukaryota; Viridiplantae; Streptophyta; Magnoliopsida; Caryophyllales; Amaranthaceae
Exons: 2
Coding region: 202-759 (185 amino acids)
Biological process (GO): negative regulation of protein kinase activity
Cellular component (GO): nucleolus
Molecular function (GO): protein kinase inhibitor activity; protein kinase binding; double-stranded RNA binding
Source: RefSeq, a predicted model, not a curated record